UGUUUAGAUCAAUUGCAAGGAGAGAUACUUGUUGAUCAAUUGGAAGGGGAGAGGAGUUUGUCGAUCAAUUGAUGGGGACGCGGGAAGUGUACGAAGAGAAGCUGCGACGAGGUAAUCUCAUACACGAUCCCACCAUCAAACCAGGCCUCGGCACCGCCCGCUGGCUAUGGGAUUGGGGUUUGCUCAGUGCAAUUCAUGGUUUUAACACAGGAAUUCCUUAUUUCCAAAACCGUGUGAAGGGGCCUAAGUGGCUUCCCUUUUUUAUUGGGGUUCCACCUCUUUUGAUGUACUCUGCAGCUAGUGCUGCGUUUGGAGGCUAUGCACUACCGAAGCUCAGUCAACUCAUUGUGACAUCUUAUUUGGCUUCUUCAAGUGUUUCCCAUUAUGGCAUUUCAUUGCUUACAAGACAUAUUGAAGACAAUCACAUCUCUAGAGUUCAACAGAAGCAGCUUCCGUGAUUGGCUGGAGGGGUUUAGAAUCUUAGCUACUCUACUUGGUUCUGUUUUGUAUUUUGUGUAUCAUGUAAAUUAAUAAACAUAACAAUUUCUGUCUGUUUAACUGGCUUGCACACUCAGCUGUUUGAUCUGCCAUUUGAGGCCAUAUGAUGACCAUAUCAGAUUUAAGAAAUGUUAACAAAUUAAAUACUGCUUCGCAUU
Messenger RNA from Salvia hispanica, 656 nucleotides. The record is from RefSeq and is a predicted model, not a curated record. NCBI's taxonomy places the organism in Eukaryota, Viridiplantae, Streptophyta, Magnoliopsida, Lamiales, Lamiaceae.